GAUGAUUGAAUUCAGGGCAAUUUACAAACCAUUUUCGUCAAUAUUGAAUUUUUCUGGGUGGAAGUUUCUUACGUUGUUGGCAGGAAUAAAAAGUUAGCUCCCGUUCGAUACCAGGAAGGUCGUCUCCACAGUUUGAUUCAUCCGUAAUUCACUACCUUUUCUCUUGUUGGUCUCUAGGUCGCUUCACUUGUGCUGAUACUGAAGGUAGUAUUAUUGAACAUAUCUCUGAGAAGAUAAAGAUUUGAAUUAUACUUGCAUGGCUUCUAGGAGGAACACUCAAUACACUCGUCUACCUACCUAUGAUGAUGAGGAUGAUGAUUAUGAUGGCAGUGGGAGAAGGCGGAAUGACCCUCGAUAUGAUUUUUCACCAAAAUCUUAUGAUAAAAUCCCUUGGAAAUCCAUUACCUUGGCAGUAUUUUUGCUGUUUCUGGGCUGUCUGCUUCUCUUGUUAUCGUUCUUCAUCUUCACAGGUCACAUGGGAGGAGAUACUUCCCAAGCAUAUGGUCUUCUAGGACUUGGACUCCUUACUUUCCUUCCUGGUUUUUAUGAGACAAGAAUUGCAUAUUACGCCUGGAGGGGUGCUCAAGGUUAUCGAUUUGGCUCAAUCCCUGAUUACUGAGGAACCUGUUUUCAUUUACAUCCCAUUGUGCUUGUGCCUAUAUAGCGUCACCUUUUCUUUUUGGGUUGUUAUUUCUCCAUGUGAUGUAAAACAAGCUCAUGUAAACUCACAAAGUGACUUCACUGUAUUCCUCUGCUUGAAGUAUUGAUGUUGCACAGAUAAGGGAAAGAUCUGCAGCUUUGAACUGAGUGUCAGUGUUCGUAGCAUUACAGUUACUCUUGAUAUCUUUGGAUCAAUCAGGAGAUUAUAUGUUAAAUGACUGGAUUCUUUUGCCUA
Coffea eugenioides is the source of this 895-nucleotide messenger RNA. RefSeq names its product transmembrane protein 230-like. The transcript has 3 exons. The record is from RefSeq and is a predicted model, not a curated record. Lineage: Eukaryota; Viridiplantae; Streptophyta; Magnoliopsida; Gentianales; Rubiaceae. The coding region runs from base 257 to 619 and encodes 120 amino acids. Gene Ontology annotation, cellular component: endomembrane system.